Molecule: messenger RNA, 1047 nt
Organism: Lodderomyces elongisporus
Lineage: Eukaryota; Fungi; Ascomycota; Pichiomycetes; Serinales; Debaryomycetaceae
Exons: 1
Coding region: 1-1047 (348 amino acids)
Cellular component (GO): nucleus
Source: RefSeq, a predicted model, not a curated record
AUGUCUUUGAAUAUAAAUACUUCAGUGACCAGAGUUGGAUCCAAAACUUUAUUUCACAAAAGAUUCAUGACUAACAAAUCCCACUUAAUUUCCCAGCCAUUUAAUACAGAAAAUACUAGAAUUAUUAGAGAAUCCAACAAGAAGUUCCCGCCGCCAAAAUUUAUAUCAUUUGACCUUUUUGGAACAUUGUACAAGCCUAAGAAAUCGGUUCCAGAGCAAUACUAUGAGAUUUCGCACGAUGAGUUUGGUAUCAACAAGUCGAUUGAGCUGAUCAAAGCUGACUUCCCCAAGGUUUACAAGCAGAUGCAGCAUGAGUUUCCAAACUAUGGUAAAGGAAGACCGCAAUUUGAACACUGUGAUCUGUGGUGGCAAGAGUUGGUCAUCAGAUUGUACAACCUAGAUAGACACGAUGAUGAGGCUAGGGCUUUGUGUCAUCGAUUGAUUCACCAUUUCACAAGCAAAGAAGCCUAUGAUCUUUACCCAGACGUUGUGCCAACACUUGAAGGGUUGAAAAGACAUGGUGUUAAAGUAUUUGUUGCAAGUAAUUCUGAUUUGAGAGCAUUAACAAUUUUGGAAAGUUUAGGCAUCAAGCAAUUUUUCCAAUGUAUGGAGAACUUUCACUGCAGUAAUAUAUUUCUUUCCUACGACUAUGAUAUUGGCAAGCCAGAGAAGACUUUUUUUGACAAGGUUGCUUUACAAGCUUACAGAUCGAAAGUUGACCCCAGGUAUAGAGGUAGGACCCCGCCAGUGGAUUAUUUAUCUGGAUGCUGGCAUGUUGGAGACGACCAUGGUCAAGAUUUUAUUGCAGCUAUCAGGGCUGGCUGGAAUGGUGUGCUUUUGGAUAGAGAUGGCACAAAUGAGUUGAGUGAGGGUAUGCGCAGGCGCAAUAAGCCAGAACACGAUUCAUGUUAUAUGAGUGUGCAACAACAACAACAACUGCAUCACACCAACGGAGAAGAUGAGCUAGAUGGUCCGUUGAUCUUGGCUAAUAACAGAAUAGUCAUUUCCAGUCUUGAUCAACUCCUUCUCUUGUUUGACUGGGAGUAA